Molecule: messenger RNA, 866 nt
Organism: Eruca vesicaria subsp. sativa (arugula)
Lineage: Eukaryota; Viridiplantae; Streptophyta; Magnoliopsida; Brassicales; Brassicaceae
Source: the annotation of a GenBank genome assembly
UGUGUCCCAAACAAAAAGUUCCGAGAAGAAAGAAAGACAUGUCGAGGAUGAGAACUUCUUACCUGAAACCACCACUUCCAAAAUCUCCCCUCCGUCUCCGAUCACGCCAAGUCCUCCUCUCCACCAACUCCUCUUCAUCACUAUCCACUCUCCAAACACCUCCAGGUCUGUCCAAGUUCCGGAACAUGGCGGAUCAUCCGGAUCCGAAUAUCCCGAUUGAUUACUCGUCGAUCUCUACCGAGAUACACGCGUUAGCGAAGAUGGUGGAGAAAGAGUUCGCUCAAGAAGAAGUGAAAUCAAGAGCUUCGAGUCUGCAGAACAUGGCUGCGAACUCGGAGGUGGCUCCCGUGUUCGAAAGAGGGAGGUUAUACGAUGAGUAUUCAGCACGCAGGAACGAGAGGCUGAGGAGGAAGAAAGGAGGAGGAGAGGAUUCUGUUGUGAAAGGAACUCCUUACGGUCUUGGUGUUGAGCCUGUGACGACUAAGAGAAGAGGAACGGUUAAGAAGAAGGUUGAGACGACGGUGCCGAGGUAUUCUCUGAGGAGUAUGAAGAAGGAGAACAAGAAGCCUUCGAUUCCUAUGAAUGUUGAUGUGAGUGCGAUGAAGAGUGUUACUACUACUACAAGGAGGGUUAGGAGGAUCUGAUGUUGUUGGUGUGUGUGAGUGAGUGAUUCUUCUUUUGGUUUUGUUGUUGUGUGGAAUUGAAAUUUGAGGUUUUGAUUUCUGCAACUCUGUUUUGGAUAUUCGAAGUUCUUUCCUUUGUUUUCUCAAUUUAUUAAUACAUUAAGAUAAGCUUUUUAUCUAAUCAAAUGCAUUUUUUUGGGUUCCUUUUUUCUUCAGUAGCAUUGCUUCAGUGAUAUAUUUUUU